Molecule: messenger RNA, 2309 nt
Organism: Mus caroli (Ryukyu mouse)
Lineage: Eukaryota; Metazoa; Chordata; Mammalia; Rodentia; Muridae
Source: RefSeq, a predicted model, not a curated record
CGGCGGCGCUAGGCGCCGUGGCCGCGCUUCGCUGGCUUUCUGCUCAUCUAGGGUGGCAGCGGCUACCUACCUCAGCUCUCGCCCUGCUGCCGCCACGGCCUGGGCGCUGUCCCUCAGCUCCCGGAGCUCAGCGCGAAGCCCUGGCCCCGGCGGCCAGGGCAUGGGUCAGGGGCGCGGCGUGAGGCGGCUUUCUGCACGGCCGUGACGUGCAUCGGCUUCAGCAUGAAGACCCUCAUCGCCGCCUACUCCGGGGUCCUGCGGGGUGAGCGUCGGGCGGAAGCUGCCCGCAGCGAAAACAAGAAUAAAGGAUCUGCCCUGUCACGCGAGGGGUCUGGGCGAUGGGGCACUGGCUCCAGCAUCCUCUCGGCCCUCCAAGACAUCUUCUCUGUCACCUGGCUCAACAGAUCUAAGGUGGAAAAACAGCUACAGGUCAUCUCAGUACUACAAUGGGUCCUGUCCUUCCUGGUGCUAGGAGUGGCCUGCAGCGUCAUCCUCAUGUACACCUUCUGCACAGACUGCUGGCUGAUAGCUGUGCUCUACUUCACCUGGCUGGCAUUUGACUGGAACACGCCCAAGAAAGGUGGCAGGAGAUCGCAGUGGGUGCGAAACUGGGCCGUGUGGCGUUACUUCCGAGACUACUUUCCCAUCCAGCUGGUGAAGACACACAACCUGCUGACCACCAGGAACUAUAUCUUUGGAUACCAUCCCCAUGGCAUCAUGGGCCUGGGUGCCUUUUGUAACUUCAGCACAGAGGCUACUGAAGUUAGCAAGAAGUUCCCUGGCAUAAGGCCGUAUUUGGCUACGUUGGCUGGUAACUUCCGGAUGCCCGUGCUUCGCGAGUACCUGAUGUCUGGAGGUAAGAAUCCACGUCAGCUACUCUUCCUGGGCUCCACUGUCAAGGUUUGAGCCUCCCCGAUGAUCAUAGCAAUACAGGGAACGAGCCAGGCCCUCUCGGAUGACCUGGGAACGACAUCCAGUGAUGGGUCUGACUGGUCUGGGACUCUCUCUUGCAGAGCUGAUCUGGUUCCCACCUAUUCCUUUGGAGAGAAUGAGGUAUACAAGCAGGUGAUCUUUGAGGAGGGCUCCUGGGGCCGAUGGGUCCAGAAGAAGUUCCAGAAGUAUAUUGGUUUCGCCCCCUGCAUCUUCCAUGGCCGAGGCCUCUUCUCCUCUGACACCUGGGGGCUGGUGCCCUACUCCAAGCCCAUCACCACCGUCGUGGGGGAGCCCAUCACUGUCCCCAAGCUGGAGCACCCGACCCAGAAAGACAUCGACCUGUACCACGCCAUGUACAUGGAGGCCCUGGUGAAGCUCUUUGACAAUCACAAGACCAAAUUUGGCCUUCCAGAGACUGAGAUGCUGGAGGUGAACUGACCCAGCCCACGCGGGCCAGCUCCUGGGAGGAACGACUGCAAAUCCUUUUCUACCAAGUUCUCGAGUGCAUUUUGUUCUGUAAAUUUGGAAGCGUCAUGGGUGUCUGUGGGUUAUUUAAGAGAAAUUAUAAUUUGUUAAACCAUUGCAAUGUUAGAUCUUUUCUGAGAAGGGAAGAGUCAGUAUUUUAAGCUCACUUCUAGUGUGUCCUGCUCAAGGUGGUGGCUGACAUUGAUGGGCCUUGAUGGUUUCUUACCCCACCCCUUCUAGUGUUCCCCAGACGACAGACACUUGGCCCUGGCUAACUGGGGAAGGGCAGUCCUUAGUGACUCGGCCACUUAGAUAAUCCACUUUGCUCCAGGGAUUCUAGAGAGGCAGAGGCCAGGUCUUAAAAACACCUCCAUUCCCACCCGUGACUGCAGGUCGGGUUCUUCUUACCAAGGGGAGGCUGAGAGGGCAUAGCUGGCCCCAUUUGGGGAGGGUGGUAGAUAACAUCUGGAAUGCCCGGCGUGGGUCUCUGCUCCUCACCCUAGCCCUCUUCUUCAAUCUGAGCCUACCCUGGCCUCCUGUCUCCUGUGCUAGGGACAAGGCUGUCCCACAGGUGCCGUCUUGGGUUAUCUCGCUGCUGUUGGCUGGUUUCACUCUGGAGGUUGGCACCAUGGACACAGCUCAGCGUUGCUCUGGUGCAUGUCCUCCUGAGCCACACCCCAAGUCUGGUGUGAGGAAGGGCUUCUCUUCUCUUCACAGAGGUGCCUGGCUUCCUGUGCAGCACACUGGGUCCAGGACAGGAGGUCCUCCCUAAACCAAGCCUCACAUGUGUGCCUUUAUGAGGCAUUGGGAGAAAGCCACCCCCUCCUGUGUAUUCUGUUUUCUCCAUGAGAUUGUUGUGCCAUGUCACACUUUUGUAUAUUCCUAGACUAAUAAAUGGAAACAAGAACAGC